Molecule: messenger RNA, 2391 nt
Organism: Coregonus clupeaformis (lake whitefish)
Lineage: Eukaryota; Metazoa; Chordata; Actinopteri; Salmoniformes; Salmonidae
Gene: dok1b
Product: docking protein 1b
Exons: 7
Coding region: 355-2391 (678 amino acids)
Biological process (GO): positive regulation of MAPK cascade; cell surface receptor protein tyrosine kinase signaling pathway
Cellular component (GO): cytoplasm
Source: RefSeq, a predicted model, not a curated record
CAGCGCACUCAUCAUGCACGCCGGACUGCGUGAGGACACACCGCACGCGGGGCACAAGGAGGAAGAGGGAGCGGCGGGUGGCGACAAGCGACAGACAAUAACAUAACCGACAGGUUUUCAGGACGUUAGAUAACAACUUUUUCAAGACCACCGGGUAGUUUUUUUUCUUUUUAAACAUGUCUUAAUUGUAUUAAAAUACUUUAAAUGCAUCGGAACGUUGAGAAAAGCGAGUUGUUUGCGGAAGUAAGUAAAGUUGAGUUGAAGGAAGUUCAGACGGAGAAGGAAAAGUAACCGAAAAGUGGUGUCAAAUUCGAGAGGAUCCUAGUUCUUGGGACGGGGUCCGACCCUUGGGAGAUGGAUACCCACGUAAAAGAGGGACAACUUUACGUUCAACAUCAGAAGUUUAUAAAGAAAUGGAAGAAGAACUGGUUUGUCCUCUACCCAGCCAGUCAAAACGGCAUCGCUCGCCUAGAGUUCUACGACUGCUCAGGGGGCGGGGCCAGCGACAAACCCAACACCAAGAAACUAGACAAGAAGAUUAUCCGUCUAUCAGAUUGUAUCUCCAUCCUCCCUUCCCUCACUGAAGCCUGUCCCAAAGACAAUAUGUCCGCCUUUUGUGUGGAGACCAACGACAAGACUCAUGUGCUCGCUGCAGAGAGAAGCGUCAGCACGGAGUGGGUGGAGAAGAUGUGUGAGAUCGCCUUUGGGGGGGUUAGUGGUAGCAGCAGUAGUGUGUCUGACUCUAACGGAAAGACUAAUCUAGAGAUGGCUGAGAAUCUCAUCUAUUACAGCCGAGAAGAGGUGAAUGAGUUCUGGGUGAGUGUGCAGAGGACAGAGGCCUCAGAGCGUUGUGGUCUGUUGGGAACCUACUGGCUGAAGGCCGACAAUGACAGUCUCAUACUGAAGGAGUCCAAGACCAAGAGCAGUCUACUGAUCUGGCCCUACAAACUACUGAGGAGAUACGGACGAGACAGGGUGAUGUUUUCGUUCGAGGCGGGGCGGCGCUGUGAGUCUGGUCCGGGGAACUUCAACUUCGAGACCAAACAGGGUAACGAGAUCUUCCUCAUAGUGGAGCAGGCCAUCCAAUCACAGAAAGCCCUGGCCGAGGAGUGCAAUCUCAGCUACCAUUUAAGCAGCCUCGAAUAUGACCCUAGCCCUGCCCUCAUGCAGCAACGCAACGCCGUGGCAACGGGCGGUGGCUUGGUAGUCGACAGCAACAGCAGUAACCGGGAUCUGGAUGGGGAUUCCAGUUCCGGAGGGAGUAAGCCUGGAUCAGCCGACGGAGUGUUCGGGAGGAGGGAGGGAGAUGGAGGGAAGAGCCAAAAUCAGAACCAAAAAGGGAGGAGUUUACCAGAGCCACCGCCGUUGGUGAUAGGAGUGGGCGGGACGCCCCCACGCUCGCCCAUGACUCGAGGAGGUAAAGGAGUAGGAGCGCCCCCGUCUCAAGAGGAACAGGGUAGUGUGUACUCUGAACCCGCUGACUCUGUCCGCGUCUCCUCUCUCUCUGCCGGUGACUGUCUCUACUCUGACCCUGUUGAUACUAUCAAGACACAGACCCCCAACCCCCCAAACCUUCCCAUCCCCACCCCCCGACUCCGACCCCUCGGUGACGAGGGAGGUCGAAACCAUAGCAACAACCAGCCUGAUCCCCUCUAUUCAGACCUCUAUGAUCAGAUCGGUUUGGAUCUGAUACAGAAGAUGGGUGUUAUGGGGCUGGAGGAAGGAGGACGAAGAGGAGGGAGAGGAGGAGGAGGAGGGGGAGGCGGUAACAUGCGUUCGCUCGGGGGACAGGCGGAAAAAGCAUCGUCAUCGUCACUCACCGACACCGAACACAUCUAUGAUGAACCAGAGGGCCGAGCAGGAGGUGGUGUUUCGGGAAUGGGAAUAGACAGCCCUCCUCCUCAGCCCCACGACGGGCUCUACAACCUGGCUACGGACAGCUACGCAGUCCCCUCCUACGGAAAACAAUCACAGCCUCCCCUUGUCAUCAGAGGACCAGGGGGCUCCAAAUGGCCACCCAAGCCUGUUACCACCCCCAAGCCCAAAAAGGCUGCUCUUCCUCGGAAGGAUCCCGUGCCUCUGCCCCUGGGGAAGGCUGGGCCUGGAGGUCCAACUAACCUGAACAAUAAUAACAGUAGCGGAGGCUUUGGGAUUGGAGGAGGGGCCGGGGGUGUAGUUGGUGGAGGAGGGGGGGGAGACAGGGCCGGGGGUGUAGUUGGUGGAGGGGGGGGAGACAGGGCCGGGGGUGUAGGUGGGGAAGGAGGAGGGGAAGGGAGGCACACACAGCUGUACAGUAAGGUGUCGAGGCACAAGCCCCCUCCCAUUCCCUGGUACCCCCAUACCGGCCUGCGAUCCCCUGAUAUCAUCUAUGACAAUCUUGGAGACAUUUAA